AUACUAACUUGUUUGAGUGUUUUCUCUUGUUGCUGUGGUUCUUGUACAGACUUGUUUCUCUUGAAUCUUGCUUUCUAAUCUCACGGUCAGUGUUUCUGGUUUAUCUCUCAGACUGACUGAAGUCCACAAGAUGAGUGCUUGUAUGGAGGAAGAGGAGGACAGAGCAGAGCCUCCUGUGUCCAACUUCCUGUCUAUGAAGAGUGACCAGGACAACGGUCAUCCUCCAGCCUUCAGUAAUGAACCUGAACCCUCAAACACAAAAGUCCUGUGGUCAGACCACAGACAGAGAGCAGAGUCUCCAGCAUCAGACUGUCUGUCUAUGAAGAGUGACCGGUCUAUAGAGCCUCCUCCAUUCUUCAGGAAUGAACCUGGACCUUCAGACCCAAGAGUCCUGUGGUCAGACCACAGACAGAGAGCAGAGUCUCCAGCAUCAGACUGUCUGUCUAUGAAGAGUGACCGGUCUAUAGAGCCUCCUCCAUUCUUCAGGAAUGAACCUGGACCCUCAGACCCAAGAGAAAGGACGAGGAAGAGGAGGAGUGGUGUUUCUGUGGAGAAGCAGCUCUCCUGCUGUUCUUUGUGUCAGGACGUCUUGAAGGAUCCAGUCUCUACCAGCUGUGGACACUGGUUCUGCAGACAGUGCAUCAACUCAUACUGGGACCAGUCUGCUUCAUCUGGAGACUUCCCCUGUCCUCAGUGUGGAAAAAGAUUUAAAACAAGACCUGGACUGCAGACAGACAGUCAGACCAUCACUGUACAAAUGAGUGUUGCUCUCCUGGAGAUUUUACAUGUACAUAAGAUCAGUCUGGAGAUAAGAUGUUACUGUGUGACUGAAGGAACUGAUGAAGCAGGAAGUGAAGUCCUCCUCAACACCAUCUACACUGAGCUGUAUAUCACAGAGGGACAGAGUGAAGAUGUUAAUACCCAACAUGAGGUGAAGCAGCUUGAGAGAGCUUCCAAGAUGGAGACCCUCCAUGAGACUCCAAUCAAGUGUCACGAUAUCUUUAAAGUCUUACCAGCCAAAGACUUACCUGUUCAGUGCUUACCUGGCCAACAGAAACACAUCAGACUCGUUCUGACGUGUGGCGUUGCUGGCGUUGGAAAAACCUUCUCAGUGCAGAAGUUCACUCUGGACUGGGCACAGGGUUUGGAAAACACAGAUAUCAUUCUGGUGAUUCUGUUUUCGUUCAGGGAGCUGAACCUUAUCAAAGAUAAGCAGUACAGUCUUCUCAUGCUGAUCCACAUUUUCCAUCCAACAUUAAAGAAGCUCACAGCAGAGAUGCUCGCUGUCUGUAAAGUUUUGUUCAUCUUUGACGGCCUGGAUGAAAGCAGACUUUCAUUAGAUUUCAACAACAAAGAGGUUGUGUCUGAUGUCACACAGAUAUCAUCAGUCAGUGUGCUGUUGACAAACCUCUUCAAGGGGAAUCUGCUUCCCUCUGCUCUCAUCUGGAUAACUUCCCGACCUGCAGCAGCCAAUCAGAUCCCUCCUACAUGUGUGGACAGAGUAACAGAAGUACGAGGCUUCACUGACGCCCAGAAGGAGGAGUACUUCAGGAGGAGAUUCAGUGAUGAAGAGCUGUCCAAGAGAGUCAUCUCACACAUCAAGACAUCCAGGAGCCUCCACAUCAUGUGUCACAUCCCGGUCUUCUGCUGGAUCACUGCUACAGUUCUGGACCACAUGUUGACCACAGACCAGAUAGGAGAGCUGCCCAAGACCCUGACUGAAAUGUACUCACACUUCCUGCUGGUUCAGACAAAGAGGAAGAAACACAAGUAUGAUGAGGGACAUGAGACGAGUCCACAGGAGCUGACAGAGGCUGACAGAGAAGUUCUUCUGAAGCUGGGGAGGCUGGCGUUUGAACAUCUAGAUAACGGAAACAUCAUGUUCUACCAAGAAGACCUGGAGCGAUGUGGUCUUGAUGUCUCAGAGGCCUCGGUGUACUCAGGAUUUUGUACAGAGAUCCUCAAAAGAGAGAGUGUGAUCUUCCAGAAAUCAGUCUACACCUUUGUUCAUCUGAGUGUUCAGGAGUUUCUGGCUGCAGUCUACAUGUACCAGUGUUACACCAGCAGCAACACAGAGGUACUGAAGAACUUCCUGGGAAAAGACUACAGUCGCUCAUCCCUGGAUGACUUCCUGAUAAAAGCCAUGGAGAAAUCUCUCAAAAGCAGAAAUGGCCACCUGGACCUGUUUGUUCGCUUUCUUCAUGGCCUUUCUCUGGAGUCCAACCAGAGUCUCUUAGGAGGCCUGCUGGGUCAGACAGACAACAGUCCAGAAAUCAUCCAGAGAGUCAUCGACAACCUGAAGAAGAAAACGACCAGACUCUCUCCUGAUAGAAGCAUCAACAUCUUCCACUGUCUGAUGGAGAUGAACGACCACACAGUACAUCAGGAGAUCCAAGAGUUCCUGAAGUCAGAGAACAGAUCAGAGAAGAAACUCUCUGAUAUCCACUGCUCAGCUCUGGCCUACAUGCUGCAGAUGUCAGAGGAGGUUCUGGAUGAUCUGGACAUGAAUAAAUACAACACAUCAAACCUGGGACGACUGAGACUGAUCCCAGCUGUGAGGAACUGCAAAAAGGCUGUGUGCUCAGUCCAAAAAACUCACUGUGAAGUCGUGGCCUCAUCUCUGAAGUCCAACCCCUCCCAUCUCAGAGACCUGGACCUGAGUAAGAACAACCUGAAGGAUUCAGCCGUGAAGUUUCUGUCUGCUGGACUGGAGAGUCCAAACUGUAGACUGGAGACUCUGAGAUUGAAGGACUGCAGUCUGUCAGAGAUCAGCUGUUCUUCUCUGGUCUCAGCUCUGAAGAACAACCCUUCCCAUCUGAGGGAGCUGGAUCUGAGUCUCAACAUCCUGCAGGAUUCUGUAAUGAAACUGCUGUGUGAAUUUGUGGUGGAUCCAAACUGUAUACUGGAGACUCUGAGAUUGAAGGACUGCAGUUUGUCAGAGAUCAGCUGUUCUUCUCUGGUCUCAGCUCUGAAGAACAACCCCUCCCAUCUGAGAGAGCUGGAUCUGGGUGGAAACAACCUGAAGGAUUCAGGCAUGAAGCAGCUGUGUGAUUUUGUGGGGAGUCCAAACUGUAAACUGGAGACUCUGAGGUCAAGCUGCAGUUUGUCAGAGAUCAGCUGUGCUUCUCUGGUCUCAGCUCUGAAGAACAACCCCUCCGAUCUGAGAGAGCUGGAUCUGAGUUACAACAAGCUGCAAGAUUCAGACAUGAAGCAGCUGUGUGAUUUUGUGAAGAGUCCAAACUGUAAACUGAAUACUCUGAGCUUGAAGCACUGCAGUUUGUCAGAGAUCAGCUGUUCUUCUCUGGUCUCAGCUCUGAAGAACAACCCCUCCCAUCUGAGAGAGCUGGAUCUGAGGUUCAACAACCUGAAAGAUUCAGACAUGAAGCAGCUGUCUGAUCUUAAGGAGAGUCCAAACUAUAGACUGGAGACUCUGAGAUUGAAAGACUACAGUCUGUCAGAGAUCAGCUGUUCUUCUCUGGUCUCAGCUCUGAAGGACAACCCCUCCGAUCUGAGAAAGCUGGAUCUGAGUAACAACUACAACCUGAAGGAUUCAGACGUGAAACAGAUGUGUGGUUUUGUGAAGAGUCCAAACUGUAAACUGGAGACUCUGAGAUUGUACUGCUGCAGUUUGUCAGAGAUCAGCUGUUCUUCUCUGGUCUCAGCUCUGAAGAACAACCCCUCUCAUCUGAGAGAGCUGAAUCUGGGUGGAAACAAGCUGAAGGAAUCAGACAGAAAGCAGCUGUCUGAUCUUCAGGAGAGUCCAGACUGUAAACUGCAGACUGUGGAGUGAGUAGAGAGUUGGA
Molecule: messenger RNA, 3803 nt
Organism: Scomber japonicus (chub mackerel)
Lineage: Eukaryota; Metazoa; Chordata; Actinopteri; Scombriformes; Scombridae
Product: NACHT, LRR and PYD domains-containing protein 12-like
Exons: 13
Coding region: 131-3790 (1219 amino acids)
Molecular function (GO): protein binding
Source: RefSeq, a predicted model, not a curated record